AUGGCUGAGUUAAUGUUUGGAAUGGGUAUGACCAAGAAGAAGAAGGCUGACAAUGCCUACGUCAAGGAGACCAGAGAUGCGCUUAAGAAUGUUAACAUCUCUGACACUGUUGAAGGCUCUGUCAGAAAGGAACAAAACAACCGCGUCAGGGCAGAAAAGGAAACUCAGCGCAACACUGUCAGAGACAAUCAAAACGUGAAUGUCUCAGAAACCGUUGAAUCCAACGAGCUAAAGGCAUUGGCUGCACGAGGAAAGGCAGAAAAGGAAACCCAGCGCAACACAAUCAGAGACAAUCAAAAUGUGAAUGUGACAGAAACCGUAGAAUCCAAUGAACUUAAGGCAUUGGCAGCACGAGGAAAGGCUGAGAAGGAAACUCAACGUAACACUGUCAGAGAGAAUCAAAAUGUCAAUGUGACAGAAACUGUGGAGUCCAAUGAACUUAAUGCAUUGGCAGCUCGAGGUCGGGCUGAGAAGCAAGCAGAACGAGAUACCAAGGCUACACUUAAGAAUGUCAAUAUUUCAGAGUCGGUUGAAGGACAAGUGCGCAAAGAACAAAACAAGAUGGAAAAGGACUGGAAGGAAGCUGGAAGGCAACAAAAGAAAGACAACAACAACUUCGACAUGGCCCGUGCACUUUUCAACUAG
Messenger RNA from Cylindrotheca closterium, 645 nucleotides. Lineage: Eukaryota; Bacillariophyta; Bacillariophyceae; Bacillariales; Bacillariaceae. The record is from the annotation of a GenBank genome assembly.